AUGGCGUCAGCGACUACUAGUAGAACGCGUUUAAAUGUGAAAAAAUAUGCUCAAAAGUACUGUAAGGAAUGGGAGUAUGACCCGAAUUUAAAAGUUUCAUUAGAUAAAGCCGCCAAGUCUAGCCAGCAAUUACAUUUCUCUAAGACUCUUUUAAAACCAACAAAAAUAGCUGAAUUAAAGUUAGCAGCUUAUAUCACCGAACACGGUGCCAUCCAAAAUAUAGAUCAUUUGGGUGAAAUCCUGCCAUUUAUAGACCCUAAAUCAGAAAUUCUAGGGACUCUUAAGAUUCAUAGAACGAAAUGUAGCAUGCUAAUAAAAAACGUUUUGGGUCCUGCAAUGUUGCAGGACAUGUUAACAGAUGUAGGUGAUUCUGCCUAUUCACUAAUUAUUGACGAAACAACGGAUAUGACAACAGAUAAAAUUCUGGCAAUAAUGAUUCGCUAUUUUUCUAAAAUAAAACAGGAUAUAAUUACCACAUUUUACAGAUAUAUUAAAAUAUCUAAAUGUGAUGCAACCACCAUAUAUGAAAUUAUAAAAAAGACUUUACUAGAGGACUCUUUACCUCUUGAUAUGCUGGUAGGAAUUGGAUUAGACGGUACUAAUGUAAUGAUUGGAGAACACCACUCUGUUGCAGCACUGCUGAAAAGAGAUUUGCCUGAUAUUAUUAUUGUUAACUGUACCUGUCACUCAUUACAUUUAUGUGCAGAAAAAGCAUCAGAGUGUAUGCCCCGUCAACUGGAAUUUUUAAUUCGUGAAAGUCAUAAUUGGUUUUCUUAUAGUUCAAAACGCCUUGAAGCCUACAGGGGCUUAUACGAAGUUAUGAAUGAAAGUCGAGCUCCGAAAAAAAUACCAGGAUUUUGUGGAACACGCUGGUUAGCACGUUCUCAUGCUAUACGUACGUUACUCGAGCAAUGGGAGGAAUUAAAGCUUCUUUUCUCGAUGGCUAGGAGUGAAGACAGAUGUUUUAUGGCCGAAAAACUUUAUGACAUCAUGAAAUGUGACGCAAACCAUGCAUAUUUUACGUUCUUGGAUGUUCACCUAAGGCAAGUUACUAAAGUAAAUUCUCUGUUUCAAAGCGACAACAUCGAUCCAGCUAAACUUUUAGAAGACUUGUUUAUGCUAUUCAAAAACGUCCUUCAGAUUAUCGUCAUACCUCGAAAGCUCGAAACUUUUAUAGAAACAGAAUAUGCAUCGUUUGAUUUUCAGUCUUAUCUAAUGCAUGUAUCAGCAAUGCAUUUUGGCUACACCGUUGAAGAGGCAUUAUCAAAACUAGUUAGAGAGGAGAAAGAACACGUUCGCCAGAGAUGUAAAAACUUUCUUGUUAUUUUGUGUACUGAACUACAGAAAAGGUUGCCAAAAAAUAUUGCAUUUCUUAAAUCCGUAGCAAAGCUGUCUCCAGAUAUAGCGACGUCUCAAGUAAAACCAACACUCGUUGACAUUCUACAAAAUGUUCAAAGGGUUGAAGUAUAUGGUUGCAAACAAGAAGUGGAAACUGAAUGGAAUAAUUUGCAAAACAAAGCUUGGCAAAAUAAAUCGCGUUGUAUUGAGUUUUGGGCUGAGGUUCAACGGGAUACAGAUGCUGCUGGUAAUAAAAGAUUCUCUAACAUUUCUAAAUUAGCUUUGUCUCUUUUGUCAGCGCCUAUAUCUAAUGCAGCUGUAGAAAGAGCUUUUUCUGUUUAUUCAAUAGUAAAAAAUAAACUUCGAAAUAGACUAUCACUGCCUAUGAUACAAAGUAUUAUGUUGGUUACAUACAAUCUAAGACUUUUUCGCAAUUCUUGUGUCAACUUUACACCUUCAAAAACAAUGAUUGAUAAUUUCAAUAAUAGCAUGUAUAAUAAUAACGGUUGUGAUGUAGAAGCAGAAGAUACUUUGAUAGUCAUGUGCGAACAAUAA
Molecule: messenger RNA, 1893 nt
Organism: Diatraea saccharalis (sugarcane borer)
Lineage: Eukaryota; Metazoa; Arthropoda; Insecta; Lepidoptera; Crambidae
Source: the annotation of a GenBank genome assembly